CGUCGUUAGAAAUUCAGCAAGUAGUCGAGUCGAAAUAGCUGAAACCUUGUGUGAGUUUAUAAUUUCCCUCGCAGACGCUUAACUCUCAGCCUCAGUAGUCACUACCUUUUUUCGCCGGUAAAUCGCCGCCGAUCACCCACCCACCCACGCCCAGAAGAGGAUUGCGGGGAUAGUGUAAAUGAGAAUGGAAUGGAGUGAGGACGACUUUACUUUCUUAAACUACCCUGUUUAAUCAUCAAUUGAUACAUUGCUCAUCUGGUUUCCUUGGUUGCUGUUAUUAAGCUGGAUUAGAGACGAAUACAGUUGAAGCUGCAAUCUAUCUGUUUCAGCUGAAGAAAUUUAAAUGGCAGAUUUAAUGCCAAAAACAGAGACAGAAAGACCAGUUGCUGUUAAUAAUGGUAAUAAUGGUGUUGUAAAGAACAAGAAGAAGAACAAAGAGGUUGCUCCCUUCGGAAAUUGCAGGAAUUACUAUGGCUAUCGUGUUGGACAUGACGUUGAGGAGGAUCCACGGUUCAAAGUACUGAAGAAGGAGUGGUUUCAAGGCAAAGAUUGUCUUGACAUUGGUUGCAACAGCGGAUUGAUAACUAUUAAUAUUGCAAAGAAGUUUGACUGUAGGACUAUUCUUGGCAUUGACAUUGAUAAUAAUCGAAUCAAAGAUGCUUGGUGGCGCCUUCGGAAGAUGGUAAGAGAAGAGAAAACUGGAAAUGGAUGUGUUGGGUCCUCCAAGACAAGGGUUAAGGGUGUGAAUGAAUCGGAAUGUGCUGAAACUUGUUCCACAAGUACAAAGGAUGAUGAGACUGAUACUCUCUCGGUGGAUAGAAAUCUUCUUGACAUUGUAUCUUUUCGAUGUGAAAAUUUUGUUCUUAGUUGGGUCUCACUUCCCCUUGAAAACAAUGAUACCAUUCUGUGUUUGAGUGUGACAAAAUGGGUUCAUUUGAACUGGGGUGAUGAAGGAUUAAUAUCGUUAUUUGCAAAGUUUUGGAGACUCCUCCAUCCGGGUGGCAUUCUUGUCUUGGAGCCUCAGCCAUGGGAAUCAUAUUACAAGAAUCGUCUUACAACUGAGAUCACGCAGAUGAAUUACAAUAAUAUAGUAUAUAAACCCGAUUUCUUCCAGGAGAUGCUUCUUGAUAAGAUUGGAUUCAGAACCGUUGAACAAGCAACGAUGAGUGUAUCAGGUGCAACAUUGGGUUUUGAUAGAGCUGUUUUAGUUUUUCGUAAAUAAGUAGUGAAGGCAAAUAUAUCUGUUUGCAAAAUUUUUAGGUUUAUAUGAUUCAUAUUAAUGUAUCAAAAACAGUAGCUACUAUAACUCAAAAGUUUUAUUCUUUUAACCAAGUAAUUGGUGCUGCUUGAGGUACUUGGUAUUUUUGCCACUGAUAAAUACUAGUAUUAUCUUAUACAGUUAUACUUUGUAUA
Chenopodium quinoa (quinoa) is the source of this 1413-nucleotide messenger RNA. Its product is annotated as probable RNA methyltransferase At5g51130. Bases 344 to 1222 code for a protein of 292 amino acids. NCBI's taxonomy places the organism in Eukaryota, Viridiplantae, Streptophyta, Magnoliopsida, Caryophyllales, Amaranthaceae. Gene Ontology annotation, molecular function: RNA methyltransferase activity; O-methyltransferase activity; snRNA binding. Gene Ontology annotation, biological process: snRNA modification. The transcript has 11 exons. The record is from RefSeq and is a predicted model, not a curated record.